ACAAAUAAUAAAAAUAUAAAUUAUUUCCCACAUUUACUUUUUAAAAAUUUUAUCUCACUUUGCCUUUGGGGGUUAAAAAGAGAGAGAGAGAAAACGAAGGAAGGGAUGGUGACAUCCGCUACGGCGGGGGCUACAGAUUAGGGUAAUAGCGGCCGUCCGAUGUGUGGAAAUCGCCUGUUGGACCCGUGUCUCCUGUGACACUCGUCGGCGAUCGAAGGUAAACAGUAGUCGUCCAAGGCGGGACCCGCUUCCCCGACCAAUCAGUCUCGCGCCACGUAACCCCUUCUGAUGCCCCAUAUAAAUAUUCCCCUGCGCUGCUCAUAUUCUGGAGAGUGUGCAACCUGGCGAUGCAUGCUCUCUUAUCCUCUCCUCUCUGAAAUCAUCAUCGUCUUCUUCUAUUCUUCUUCUUCUUCUUCUUCUUCUUCUGUGUCGGUGCCGCUUUCGCUUCUUCUUCGCUCUGGGUCUGCUCUAUUCCCAUUGAUUUUCAUUGUUAUUUUUCUAGGGUAUGUGUUUAAUCAGAUGACGAAGCUUCACUUGUGAUCUGACGAGAUCUGGGUCUCCGAAAUCUAGUUGUUCCAGGGGAUAUUCUUCGGCAAUGCAGAGCCUGAGCGGUUGAUUUUGCCUCUGUGUAUGAUUCCUUUCUAUUUUUUUGUUGUUUUUAUGCUCUGCAUUGCAGAUUUGUGAGAUUCCCACCAAAAAUUAAAAAAAUAGGGGAAAAUAAGAAAAGGAGGCCGACAAUGAAAGCGACGCAGAAGGACGGAGCCGAGAAAGUGAUCUGGGAUCAGAUGAGAAGUCCUUCCGGCGGCGCUACCAUCACCGUUGCCGGAGCACAGGGCCGAGCCCUCCCCAAGCUCCUCGUCUGGCUCAUCCUCUUCGUCUCCGUCACCUACGUUGUCUACACGCUUAAGCUCGUUUCCACCUCACGAGCCGCCUGCGACGACGACCCCUUUUCCACUACCCGCCGUCUCGCCUCCUCCGGCUCCGCAAUACCCGCCAACAUCACCGCCCUCGCCGUCGCGGCGUCUGAUCAAAAUCAGACGGCCCCGGUUCUCGGGCGUGACAAGCCCUACCGGAAGACGGAGAUUGGGGAUAUCGUGUUCGGCAUUGCCGCGUCGGCGAAGUUGUGGGCCCAGAGGAAGAACUACAUCAAGCUGUGGUACAAGCCCAAGGAAAUGAGGGGAAUCGUGUGGUUGGACAACCAGGUGAAGUCCGGCGGAGACGAGGGGCUUCCGCCUGUGAAGAUCUCCGGCGACACGUCGCGGUUCUCGUACAAGAACCGGCAGGGACACCGGUCGGCGAUUCGGAUCUCGCGGAUCGUGUCGGAGACGCUGCGGAUGGGGAUUAACAAGGACGUGCGGUGGUUCGUGAUGGGCGACGACGACACAGUCUUCGUCACCGAGAAUCUGGUAAGGAUCUUGUCCAAAUACGACCACAACCAGUACUACUACAUCGGAAGCCUGUCGGAGAGUCACUUGCAGAACAUAUACUUCUCUUACGCGAUGGCCUACGGCGGCGGAGGGUUCGCCAUUAGCUACCCUUUGGCCAUAGCUCUGGAGAAGAUUCAGGAUCGGUGUAUCCAGAGAUACCCCGGCCUGUACGGCUCCGACGAUCGAAUGCAAGCUUGUAUGGCCGAACUCGGUGUACCACUCACCAAGGAACUCGGAUUCCACCAGUAUGAUGUUUAUGGGAACCUAUUCGGGCUACUUGCAGCGCACCCGGUCACGCCCUUAGUGUCCCUACACCACCUUGAUGUCGUUGAGCCCAUUUUCCCCAAUGUGACUCGUGUUCAAGCCCUCCAGAGGCUCAACAUUCCAAUGAAGCUCGACUCUGCAGGUCUCAUGCAACAGUCCAUCUGCUAUGACAAGGAAAGGAGCUGGACUGUUUCGGUUUCCUGGGGCUUUGCAGUUCAAAUUUUUCGGGGAGUGUUUUCGCCACGGGAGGUCGAAAUGCCGUCAAGAACAUUCUUGAACUGGUAUAGGAGAGCAGAUUACACAGCAUACGCCUUCAAUACUCGCCCAGUCACCCGAAACCCCUGCCAAAAGCCCUUUAUAUUUUACUUGUCAAAAGCAACGUUACACUCUUCAACAAAUCGAACCAUAAGCGAGUAUGUAAGACAUAGAGUCCCUCAUCCAGCUUGCCGGUGGAGGAUGGCAGAUCCUGCUGAUAUUGAUGCAGUGGUGGUCUACAAGAAACCAGACCCCCAUCUCUGGGAAAGGGCUCCGAGGAGAAACUGUUGCAGGGUUUCAGAGUCGGAGAAGAAAGGAAGCAUGGUGGUGGAUGUGGGACAAUGUAGGGAAGGAGAGAUCAGCGAAGUGUAAGUUCUUUUUUUAACGGGAAGGGUGGCCGGGAGUUUCAUCUCUGUGUGGUCCCUUUUUUUUUUUUUUGGGUUUAUGUUAAAUUUUGAAUUCUAAGCUUAUUUCUUUUAUUUACAACUUCACGUUUCAAGCUUCUUAUCCCUCCCCACAAGAGCGCAGAGUGACAGACAGAACAAUGUGUGCUGGUGAGAGAGACCCGGGGGGGGGGGGGGGGGGGAAUGAGGGAAAAUUUGUUGAUGUAAAAAGCUGUAGUUUUAUGGGGAAUUAAAUUAUACAUUCAUGAUCAUGACCUGGCAGAGAGUUAGCUUUGUUGGGUUUUUCAAUUGUA
Malania oleifera is the source of this 2643-nucleotide messenger RNA. RefSeq lists its product as uncharacterized. Lineage: Eukaryota; Viridiplantae; Streptophyta; Magnoliopsida; Santalales; Ximeniaceae. Gene Ontology annotation, molecular function: acetylglucosaminyltransferase activity. The transcript has 3 exons. The record is from RefSeq and is a predicted model, not a curated record. Bases 738 to 2318 code for a protein of 526 amino acids.